CAAAAACACCAUGGAUCCACUGUCCAUCAGUACAAGUGUAUUCGCGAUCGCAACUCUAGCUGCCCAAACAUGCUCCGCUUUUUCAGACCUGCGGUCCCUUUGUCAAAAUUUACCCGGUCGGCUUCAUGCGGUAAACAAUGAGGUAGCCGACCUGAACUAUGUUCUUUUUCAGAUUUCCUUACUCGUAAACGACCGGGCUUGUUUACCGGAAAGCAAGCUUUCCGCUAUCCCGCAUAUUCUAAAACAGGCUGAUAACAAGCUGGCUGAGAUAAGGGAUAUCGUCAAUCAGCUAAACGCGGCAUGUCGCGCCUCGCGAGUCUCCAUCUUCCGGGCGCACGCGUGGCGCAAAGAACAAGGCAGAUUGCAGGCACUCCAGGAAGAUAUCAGGACCGUCAAGGCAAACUUGAAUAUCAUUCUUGGUGCCUCAAACUCACAAGACAUGAUGAAGAUACGACUAGACAUAGAGGCAAUCUCUACUGUCGCACUGGAAUCUUCACAUCAGCAAGUUGCCUUGAAGGACUGUUUUCUCAGGGGUCUUGCCGCAGUUGAUGAGCGUAUCGCUCGAGUCGAAGAGAUGCUUCAAUCACAAGCAAGUCAAGUCCAAGCUAGCCAACUAAAGCAAGUGGGCUCGACAUACGACAUGUCUACUGGUCGGAAAGAAAGGCCAUCACCGUAUACAAAGGAGGUCUACACGACACCAACUCAACCAGAAGCUGUGGGAGUUCGUGUCACGCCAUUUGUCGUAACAUGCCGGUCGGGAUGCCCGUGCGCUUGUCACUUGCAGCAAAAGUCGAGUAGUCCAGCCCUGUUAAAUCGUGUCCUCGGAAGGCUGUUCGUGGGCUAUGCUGGGCUGCCACUUUUCAGCCCGAAGUGUAGCGUUACUACGUGCCGGAAGUCACGCGCCAGCCAAGUGAAUAUGGAAUAUUGGUUUCCGUUGGGCUUUUUGUCAUCGGCGAUUGUGCGUCUUCAGAUUGGUUAUCAGCCCAAUAUUGGGACUUUGUUGCAAUUGGACACCAUGAGACGAGUCCCCGAUACGGCACAGUGUGUUAGCUUUGCACUAAAUGGCGAUAUUGAUGGCCUAAAGUAUCUCUUCGACAAGGGACUGGCUUCUCCUCGUGAUGUCAGCACUACUCGAGGGUACUCCGUUCUGCGAUGGGCUCUUUAUGGAAAGCAAUAUGAAACCUGCAAGUUCCUAAUACAUGCAGGUGCCGAUGCGGAUUAUCGACCAAUUGCAGCAAGUGACAAUAGCCCACGGAAUAAGGCGUGUCACUUUCUUCUGGAAGGUGGACUUUCGGACGCUGCCUCCGACGCACUCCAUACUAUUACAAAGGGCGGCUAUUAUGAAGACUUUAUUGAUGACGCUGGAUAUACAAAGACUCAUAAGAUUGUCCUGGGUUUGUCAAUGCACAAUCUUGAGGAUGAAAUUGCUCAGAACCCAGGCGACAUCAAUAUACCAGAUGCAAUGGGUCGCACACCGUUAGCAUGGGCAGCCGCCAAAGGGGACACUCGUGCAAUCGUCACCUUGCUGAGCCACGGUGCAGAUCCAAACAUUAUGGAUGUUCAAUUAUCUGGUCCCCUGUCGAAUGCCGCAUCACAGGGCCACACCGUCGCCGUUCGCCUAUUGCUAGAAGCCGGCGCACUUACGGACUUUCAAAAACCCGGGUGUGAAAAGAAGGGUAGCCCUCUCAAUUGUGCGGCUCGCAAUGCCACUGACGUUUUACUUCUCAAGAGUCUGCUAGACUUUGGCGCGGAUGUGGACUCGAGUGGAACGGAUGGCAAGACCUCACUCAUCCACGCGGCGCGGACCGACAACGCUAGCUUCGCCAUGCUAUUACUCGAAUACGGUGCGAACAUUAACGCUCUUUCCGCCGAUGGAUCGAGUCCUCUAACCACCGCGAUCACAUAUAACAGCCACAAUGUUCUACGGCUGAUUCUGGAUCGAUGGCACGAGUAUUCUGUCUGUCCGCGGCUGAAGGGACCGCAUCUACUACAGAUCGCUGCACUCUAUGCAGAUCUGGAAACGAUUCGCAUUCUGGCGGCCACUGAUCAUUUCCGUAUGAAAUAUGACAAACAGUAUACACUGGGAGAUUUCGGUAAUCGUUUACGUCAACGACCCGACCUGACAGAGGACCUUGCCUUUGCAUUUGACGACUUAUUGAGUAUCAUUAACCAGAUGCCAACUGAGGGAGAGAGCUCAGUGAGGCUAAUGGAAUCUGGCUUUAUCCCGUGUCUCUCCUUGCGUGUUAAUUCUGACCUGAGUGAGUCAUAUAAAGAGCCCAAUAGUGGCUCUAGCUCUGAUGGGUGCUUUUGGGACGCGCCCGAGGGACUUUCUCCUGCUACGGAUAAUAUGCCCUUGCUGGAGAAGGUACCCGUGGUGUGACAACGGUCGGUAUGCGGGUGGAAGAGACUGUUUCAUUGUAAUGAGUGAUGAUUUUUUUCUAAACUGCCAUCGAUUUAAUUAUUGAUCAUAGCUAGCUGAUUGACGACCAAGUUGAUAACGUAAUACCAGACUCUCGUUGCAUGGCUUGUUCAAAACUUUGAAAUCACGGCGCCCGCGGGAUGUUUCACAGCUUAUACGUAUGUUACUGACCAUGAUGGGUUACAGCCGGGCACUUAAGCCUAUACUCGCGGGCUCUUUUCGUCCGAAAUCGCGAUAAUAAGUCCGAACAGUUUCGGCAAUCUUAGGAUUGUUCGCUGCCAUCUGAUCCAUGGUAGUUCGAAGAUGCUCCGUUCGUCCUAACAGCUGUCUGUCCAUGUGAACUGUCGUGAAAAGCUGUAGAUCCGCGCAGUCUCUGUUCCGGACUAACUCCUCACUAAUCGCCAGAGUUCGAUCCUCGGAGAAGCAGAAUGAACUUCCAAACGCCACCCAGAGUCGAGAAAUCCGAUGCUGAUUGGGUGUUUUCCAGUUUUCGUAUUUUCAUGUACGCUUCAACUUCCACGGGAUCUGACGAAGCUGCAUAAUCGACUCCCACCACUCGAGAUAUUUCAUCCGCGCUCGUUCUCCGCUUACUGCAUGGACGCAACCGGUUGUUCCGACAGCUAGAUGGCUGAGAAGGCGAUCUGCAACAACGUCGACCGGGACUUCGUCCAUAUGGAUCUCGGCAUCGGGAUUCGGGCUUCGGGUCGUGAUCCUCAUUUCUGGAUCUGUGCUCAAGAGAAUUGCCGCUGCGGCUGACGUCGAUGGUGUCGAGCUUGGAACGCAGUAUCCGGGGUAGGGAACCUUUUGUGCUGGGCCAACGAUCGAGGGUCGGAUGAUGAGCAACGUUCCUGCUGUGCUGGCGUCACCGAACCAUUGGGACAAUAGUCUCUCGGUGAGAUGCUUUGCAUAGGCGUAUGCCCAUGGAUAGUCCUCUGCUUCGUAUACCCAGCUGGUGCCAAUAUUUUGCACGUCCUUCCACUCGGUCAGAGCGGUGUCUUGCUGGCAAGGAUUGUAGACCUUCUCGUAAAUUGGGACGUCGAUUGCUUCGCUGCGAGGACCUAGGUGUGCGUUUGCAUAUGCACUCGAAACGUAGACAAAGCGAGUCAAGGCCCGACAUGUGAGGGCAAACUUGGCUACUGUUUCUGUGGCUCUGAUAACCGUCGGUGUUAGGGUGGUUAGGUUGGACGUGAGGUUGAUUGAAGAUGCCGCAUGGAUAACGAUCUGCACAUCUUGUCGAACAAUAUCGACCUGGGAGUCGGAUAAUCCGACAUGUGGCUUGGUUAUGUCGCCAUCCAGAACGAUAAGACGGUCCGAUUCGCAGAGUCUGUCUGCGAAUGGCGUUGGCAGCAAUUUCCGCCAUUUAGAAUAGAGGGCUCUAACACAUGUAACCGUUAGUCUUGCUGCAUCAAGCAAGUAUCUUGAACAGAAAACUGACCCUCGUCCUCCCCUGCACAGUAAGUAAAUAGGAGAAGCGGUCGUGCGAGUCACUAGCCGAUAUACAAUGGCCGUCCCCAGAAGCCAGAUCCUCCGGUGAUUAAGACGCAUUUAUCAUCAAAAUAAUCCCACAUUUUGGCAACCUUCGAUGUUCCAGGGCGUUCAGAACGUGCGCUAUUUGUAAACAAAACUUUCGGAC
Molecule: messenger RNA, 4052 nt
Organism: Aspergillus melleus
Lineage: Eukaryota; Fungi; Ascomycota; Eurotiomycetes; Eurotiales; Aspergillaceae
Exons: 2
Coding region: 11-2380 (789 amino acids)
Molecular function (GO): protein binding
Source: RefSeq, a predicted model, not a curated record